AUGCAGAGCGAAGGAGAUACCAAAGGAGGUCGGUCCUCUCGCAGGCCACGCGUGCUCUUCUCCCGGGCUCAGGUGAGCGAGCUGGAGCGUCGCUUCCGCCGGCAGCGGUACCUGUCGGCGGCGGAAAGGGAGCAGCUGGCUCUUGUCAUCAAGCUCACUUCCACCCAGGUCAAGAUCUGGUUCCAGAACCGCAGGUACAAGUGCAAGCGCCAAAGUCAGGACAGGAAUCUGGAGCUGGCACCCAAGAGGGUGCCCGUGCCGGUACUGGUCCGCAACGGGAGGCCGUGCGGGGCAACGUCGCUUUUCCUGCCUGCUCACGAUGCAACUUUGGGCCAUUAUAACAACAUGGUUGGAUAUGGGAACAGUGGAGUGUAUGGUUGGAGUUAUCACAGUGUGUCUGCUGAUGUCAAAAACAGAGAGGGGGGCUUCAUGUGUGCACUGGAGGCUCUCAGAGGCUGCUGACAAUGCACUCGAAAUAAAAAUGUACACGCACGCUCUUGGGCAAAUUUGUAAUAUGCGAUAUUUGUACAUAAGUAAAGAUCAUUUGAACUGAUUUGAGUGUCCGUUUUGGCUGCUUUUAAAAAGUAAAUACUAGAUCUCUGAAGUCCUGUUUUUAUGCACGUCAUCCUUUCGUUUGUUUAAUGUAUGUGCCGUGUAAGGUUUACAAUAAACAGGGAAUUUCUACAUCGUUAUUCAUUAAUGUUAUUUUAAUACACUCUUACACUCAGUAUUUGCCUGUCGCUGGACAAAUUGUUAGUUAGUUCAUUUGUUCGGAAGUUAAAUAAAGAAAGUUACUUAAAUCAGAAAAGUUAAAUUAGAAAGACAGAGAGGGAGUUUUAUUAAUUAGACAAACUAGUUAGUUAGUUAAUUUGAGCAUUGGCCAGACUAAAAGAUGGUUACACAAAUAGCCAAUACGUUUGAGUGACAGUUAGACAAACAGUUAAAGGACCUCGCUAAUGCUGUGAACAUUGCCACUG
Molecule: messenger RNA, 977 nt
Organism: Phyllopteryx taeniolatus (common seadragon)
Lineage: Eukaryota; Metazoa; Chordata; Actinopteri; Syngnathiformes; Syngnathidae
Gene: nkx2.7
Product: NK2 transcription factor related 7
Exons: 1
Coding region: 1-462 (153 amino acids)
Biological process (GO): regulation of transcription by RNA polymerase II; cell differentiation
Cellular component (GO): nucleus
Molecular function (GO): RNA polymerase II cis-regulatory region sequence-specific DNA binding; DNA-binding transcription factor activity, RNA polymerase II-specific
Source: RefSeq, a predicted model, not a curated record